Messenger RNA from Harpegnathos saltator (Jerdon's jumping ant), 2886 nucleotides. RefSeq names its product microtubule-associated protein RP/EB family member 1 (gene Eb1). The transcript is spliced from 7 exons. The record is from RefSeq and is a predicted model, not a curated record. Lineage: Eukaryota; Metazoa; Arthropoda; Insecta; Hymenoptera; Formicidae. The coding region runs from base 219 to 1088 and encodes 289 amino acids. Gene Ontology annotation, molecular function: microtubule binding.
GAUAUACCGUCCGCGGCCGCGGCGGUGCGUGUGGACUGUGGAGCGGCGUGCGCGACACCACGCGCCGACCAAUCGCAUCUGGACGGAACCGUUAGAAGUUUCCGUUGUGUGCGCGUUUGAACGAUCUAGUGCACAUUUGUCAUCUGGGUGCGUGAACCACUCCCGUUCGUUCCCCGUUACCGCGUUUUCACGAACCUCGUUAAAACAAACGGAGCAACAUGGCUGUUAACGUGUACGCCACAAACAUGACAUCUGACAACCUUAGUCGCCACGACAUGCUGGCUUGGGUAAACGACUGUCUCCAGUCGUCGUUCACCAAAAUUGAGGAGCUGUGUACUGGAGCAGUCUACUGCCAGUUCAUGGACAUGUUGUUCCCUGGCAGUGUACCUCUGAAAAGGGUCAAAUUCAAGACCAACUUGGAACAUGAAUACAUACAGAAUUUCAAAAUCCUUCAAGGUGGCUUCAAAAAGAUGAAUGUGGACAAGAUUGUACCAAUUGAUAGGCUGGUGAAAGGCAGGUUCCAAGACAACUUUGAGUUUUUACAAUGGUUCAAGAAGUUCUUUGACGCAAACUACUCGGGAGCAGAGCCGUACGAUGCGCUUGCAAUGCGAGGAGGGGAGCCUAUGGGUAGUGGUGGAAGUAAUGCACCCCGUGGUUCUAACGUGAAACGUACUUCUCCACGUGAAACAGUAACUUCGACUAAAUCCGCUGCCCCUCGUACUGGUGAGGGACAUCCAUCUUCGAUGCGCGCAGAUAGUGCAAACACAUUAGUAAAUAAGCCUCAACCGUACCGUGCGUCACCCAAGAGCACCGUGGUCGGCAAUCGUGGUGACACUGGAAAAAUCGAGGAACUUAGCGCACAAUUGGUCGAGUUGAAAAUGUCGGUCGAAGGUUUGGAGAAAGAGAGGGACUUCUAUUUCGGGAAAUUACGCGACAUAGAAGUGAUGUGCCAAGACUGCGACAACGGCGAUCCUCCACCUAUUAUACAGAAAAUUUUAGAAGUCCUUUAUGCAACAGAGGAUGGUUUCGCACCGCCCGAGGAAUUGGAAGGCGACGGACUCGCGCCCGACGACGAGGAGGAAUAUUAACCUUUUUUAUUUACGGAUGUACUCGCGAGAACAGCAGCAAAUUAUCCAAGUGCGUUUCAGUUUACCAUGUCUGUGAGCCAGUACCAGUACCCCUUGCAUAAUUAUUAAGCUACUUUACAUAGCAGACAUACAUCAGCAGGUAGCAAACUGUGCGUCCGUCUUGUUGAUGAAAUUCUCACCGAAAUCAUUAAGAAUCGCGCACGGCAUUAGGAUAGGAAUAACUCGUGUAGUGCACUUGAAUAACUUGUUCUUUAUGGCCGUUGACGAAGGGGAGAAGCGAGAAAGAUAGAGAGACGAGAGACGAGAGAGAGAGAGAGAGGGAGAGAAAAGGGAAGGGAGAAAAGAGAGGAAAGAAAAGAAAGAAAUUGAUUAGUAAUCUUUUACAAGAUAUUACAAUUCCUUAUUACGUCACAAGCGAUAGAGUUCCGAAGAAUCAACGACUCUCGAAUCGUCGCAAAGAUCCGUGGGUACCGAUAUCUUGCAAAGUUAUCCGCAUCCAUCCGCUAUAUUGUUACGCAACGGCGAUUUACGUUACAUGUACACAUCUUUUUUAAUGCGUGUUUUGUUUGUAAAUGUAUUAAGUUUGUCGAGUCAACUCGAAAUUCCCGUCAAUCCUUAUUGCCUUGAAAGAGCUAUAUUAUUCGUAGCUUCUAUCCGAAAUGUUAUACCCGCUGAGACAGAGCUGUUCGAUUUGUUCAAGUCGUUUUCUACGCGCAAUGUAAAUGGCUGGCGCAUUCGGUGGUUCUCGCGCGGAGUAGUAGAUUCUCCUGUCGGAGCGAAACAAUGCAUCCCCCUAUCAUCAUGUUAGUGAUUAAAAUUUAAUUCCGCUUAUUGAUAUUCUAAUACGUGUCUCAUCGCGGAAAAGAGAAAAUAGAAAAAGAAGAAAGGAAAAAAAAAACAGACAAAAAAAGAAGGAAAGAGAAGAAAGAUAUGCUACUGUAUAAUACAUCCGUAGAACAACGUACGAACAACAUCCGAGCAUACUCUAAUUUUGGUAAAUUAGACAGUGUGCGCUUCAUGAAAGCAUAUUGUGAGACAAAACGGUACGCUUAUGCAUCGAUCACUGAAUUGUAAGAUUGUGAAAGACUAAUUAAAGUUAGAACUCGAUAUAUCGAAUGAUCCGUCUAUAUUAACGUUUAUCCCGUACAAAUCGAUUCCAGGAAAGAAACCAUCACGUUCUCUCUCGCGAAUAAGAAUGGCCUUAAAUCGACGAGAUUUGAAUUUGAAUUUGAGAUUUCGGAGAAAGAUACGGAGAGAAAGAGAGAAUCGAGCGCGAAGCUCUUCUUCGAGAUAUUUAUCUCGAAAGAAGCAACGAGACAAAUGCGCGACUAUAUUGCUGAAAUCACUUUUGCAAAAGGGAAUGAAGGAAGGAGGGAAACUGUAAAAUUGUAUGUUUUUGGAGAGCAGGGACACACACACACGAAUGAAAGACAACGAAAACGAAAGAGAGUUUACGCGACACGUAGACGCGCUCUUACGAGCGCUCUCACAUGUCUCCACAUUAACGUUUUCACGCGUGUGCUUUACUCGUUACGAGAUGAGGUCAAUCACAAACUGAUCGUAGGCGAUCGUGAGAAUACCGAGCGAAAAGAGUGUGGUGAUCGUUUGUCUAGAAUAUAAUUUGCACUGCGUACGCGACUCUCGCGACUCAAAUUGCCGGCUUUCGUGGGAUACACCUUGGAUAUGAUACACUUGCGCUCCGUUUGUCGCUCUAUAUGUGCGCGCAUAAAUGUGCUUCGAAAUUUGAACUUUUAAUGCCGAUGUAAUAAACGUUCAAUAAAAUCCAUCUGAAUGCAAA